AUGGCCGCAGCUACAAUAAUUAAUUACCUGUGUCACCUUCGCCCUUCAAUCGCAAUCGCCGGAAUCUUGGUCCUCUUUUUGACUGUCUGGACAGCUCUUUCAACAUGGCGCCAAUACAACCGACUGCGAAAAUUCAAGGGCCCGACUUUGGCAGCUCUUUCAAAAUGGUGGCUAGUCAAAAAAGUCGGCGGAGGUAGAGCCUAUCUCGACUUUUGGGAGGUCACCCAAAAAUAUGGCUCUAUCGCUCGCGUCGGACCCAAUGAUCUCCUCACGGACGACCCAGAUCUCAUGAGACACAUACUCAACGUUCGCACCGAAUAUCGUCGCUCAGAUUGGUACGACGGGAUGCGCUUCAACCCUGGCAACAACAAUAUCCUCUCCCAUCGCGACGAAGACGAACACUUCAAGCUAAGGUCCAAAAUGUCGGCUGGCUACGGCGGUCGUGAAGUCGAGAACCUCGAGCCCAAGAUUGACAAGAAUAUCCUCUCAUUUAUAACGCUUCUCACGAAAUAUGCCGAUGCAAAAAAGCCUGUGGAUCUCGGUCGGCGUUCGCAAUUCUUCACGCUCGAUGUCAUCUCUGACUUGGCAUUUGGCGAGCCGUUUGGGUUUUUGGAGACAGAUUCGGACGUAUACAAGUAUAUUCAGAUUACAGAGGAGACGUUGCCUGCCGUUAUGGUAACCACCGUCAUUCCCUGGUUGGUCAAGAUUUUGAGUUCGCCCUUGUUCAAGAGUCUUUUGCCUUCAGAGAAGGAUAGACUUGGGUUUGGCAAGUUGAUGGGAAUUGCUAAGAAAGUUACUGCUGAACGGUUUGGCCCUGACAAAAAGGUUCGCAAGGAUAUGCUCGGAUCUUUCGUUGCUCAUGGCCUUACCCAAAAGGAGGCCGAGUCUGAGAUCCUUCUUCAGAUCGUUGCGGGAUCAGAUACAACAGCCACAGCUAUCCGGUCAACCAUGCUACAUAUAAUAACCCAUCCAAAUAUCUACUCCAAGCUUCGCGCCGAAAUUACAAGCACACACUACUCGGAGCCUAUCAUCCCCGACUCUAUGGGCCGCGACCUACCCUAUCUCCAAGCCGUCAUCAAAGAAGGUCUGCGCAUCUUUCCUCCCGUCGCAGGUCUCAUGUCCAAGCAGGUCCCUCCCCAAGGAGACACCUGGAAGGGUCAGUUCAUCCCUGGCGGUACCAAAGUCGGCUACUGCGCGUGGGGGAUCUUUAGACGUGAGGACAUUUGGGGCUCCGACGCUGGCGAGUUUCGUCCUGAGCGAUGGCUCGACAGUGAGCCUGAAAAGCUAAAAGAAAUGGAGGUUGCUUCGCAGGUUUGA
Messenger RNA from Fusarium poae, 1317 nucleotides. RefSeq lists its product as uncharacterized. Lineage: Eukaryota; Fungi; Ascomycota; Sordariomycetes; Hypocreales; Nectriaceae. Bases 1 to 1317 code for a protein of 438 amino acids. The record is from RefSeq and is a predicted model, not a curated record. The transcript is spliced from 5 exons. Gene Ontology annotation, molecular function: monooxygenase activity; iron ion binding; heme binding.